AUGCGGCAAUGCCUUAGUUGGACGGCAAAUUCAGAGCUCCUCUCCCCGCAUUCUUGCUCCAACUCCAACCUCCUUGCCACGCCACUUGGUGCACCCCUCAUGGCUAUCAAGGCCAAAAACCCACUGGCCUUUACGCCAUGGCCGGUUACCAUCAUCGUAACAGUGGUCUAUCUAGCUCUGCUUAUUCCCGUGAUCGUUCUCCACGAAAAUGUUCCCUCCGCACCCCGAACGAGCCCCAAGGGCCUGAACCUUACCGAAGCAUGGUCUGAUCUGCAGACUCUGACCGGCGGCUUCCACCCUUACAACACUCACCGUAAUGAUGAAGUUCGAUCUUGGCUACUUGAGCGCAUCGACGCGAUCCAUUCUUCUUCCGUCGCGACAGCUGCUGCUGCAAAUGAGACGACACCGGAAGUUUUCGUGUUCGAUGACAUGACCUCAAACCUAACUUCGAUUGACAGUCAAGUUGGUGUAUACUUUGAAGGAACAAACAUUCUCGUUUACAUCCGUGGCUGGGAAGACAAGCAGGAAAACUGGUGGGAGGUUCCCGGAAAAAUCCCCACGGGAAAGGGCGGCGUGCUCGUUAAUGCGCACUACGACAGUGUCUCGACCGGAUAUGGCGCUACCGAUGACGGUGUUGGCGUUGUGACCUGCCUCCAGCUUCUGCGAUACUUUACGACGCCCGCGCAUGCGCCGCGCCGCGGAUUGGUGGUGCUGUUCAACAACGGCGAAGAGGAUUACUUGAACGGCGCACGCGCGUACAGCCAGCACCCGAUGGCCAAGUUUGCGCAUACAUUCGUCAACCUUGAGGGAGCGGGUGCUGGCGGUCGUGCUACGUUGUUCCGGAGCUCGGACACAGAGGUUACGCAGUCUUAUGCGAAAUCGAAGUAUCCCUUCGGAUCGGUAUUGAGUGCCAACGGCUUCGAGAGUGGUCUCGUCAAGAGUCAGACCGAUUAUGUCGUCUUCCAGGGCAUGCUGGGUUUGCGGGGACUGGAUGUCGCCUUCUUUGAACCUAGGGCUAGAUACCAUACCGAUCAGGAUGACUCCCGGCAUACUAGCAUGGCCUCAGUGUGGCACAUGCUCUCUGCUGCUGUUGCUUCAACUGAGGAUCUGGUUUCUGACUCAACUGACCGAUACGAUGGCCAUAUCCGGGACGAUGGCCUUGUGCCGAGCGGCACGGGUACAAAGGCUGUAUGGUUUGAUCUUUUCGGCAGCACAUUUGCUGUGUUCCGUAUGCAUACGCUUUUCGCGUUGUCGGUUACUCUGCUGAUCGUUGCUCCCUUGACGCUCUUGGUUACAAGUGUUGCUCUGUCUAAGGCUGAUAAGAUGUAUCUUUUCCGCUCUUCUGUGCAAUUGGAUACUGGCGACGAGACAGUGCCGCUCGGAGGUCUGCGCGGCUUGUUCCGGUUCCCAUUCCUUCUUGCCAUCCCCUCAAGUGUCACCGUGGGAUUGGCCUACUUGGUCACGAAAGUCAACCCCUUUAUUGUGCAUAGUAGUACAUACGCUGUGUGGGCCAUGAUGGUCUCUGCAUGGGUCUUCUUAGCCUGGUUCGUGUCCUGUGUUGCCGACUUUUCGCGACCAUCUGCACUCCACCGCGUAUACACCUGGACCUGGUUGUUUGCUCUAACCUGGGCUCUCUUGGUUGUUGCCACUGUUUAUGUACACGAGGAAGGCCUCGCUGGUGGCUACUUUAUGCUCUUCUACUUCGCAGGUACCUUUUUGGCAACCUUAAUAUCCUAUCUGGAGCUAUUCUCUCUUCCUUCAAAGUCAGAGUACAUUGGUGCCCACGCCCAGAGCUCUCGCCGACCCAGCAGCUUCGGCAGCCGACUUGGCACAUCUUCCGGAGACGAACACGAGGAUGAGGAUGAAGUUGAAGCGGAACCAACGGAAUCGACUUCCCUGCUUCGUAACCCGCAACGGACUACAUUCGCCAACUACGUCACUGUCGCUGGUGGUCAUGCCAACGAAGACGAGCAAGAGGAAUAUGAUCCCAACGUUUAUGGGCACGAGCAAUCGUGGAGUGCCUCGAUGCCUAGCUGGACCUGGAUCCUGCAGUUGCUCGUCACGGUCCCUAUCAUUUUGAUGCUCAUUGCCCCGAUCUCACUAUUGCUGACCAGCGCUCUUCACCAAACGGGUCAAGAUGGCAACCCCCAGCUGUUUGUGUACAUGGCCAUCGCCAGCUUGACAGCCGUGCUAUUCAUGCCGAUGCUGCCAUUCAUCCACCGCUACACCUACCACAUCCCAAUUUUCCUAUUCUUUGUUCUACUUGGAACCCUCAUCUACAACCUUGUCGCAUUCCCAUUCUCAGAUGCCAAUCGCAUUAAGUUGUACUUCUCGCAGCAAGUCGACUUGGAUCAAGGAAACUCAACCGCCUACCUGACUGGCAUGCUUCCAUUCGUGGAAGACGUGGUACAAGGUCUACCUAGCGCAGGGGGUCACGCGGACUGUGCUUGGAGUGAAGCUCUUAAACGUACGCAGUGCUCCUGGAACGGCCCAGAGCCCCACGUCGUUCCUAAUGAGAAUGGCUCUGAUAUCUCGCCUUCUCCAUCCUCGGAAUGGGUCUCAUUCUCCACAGAAUCUACUGGCAAAUCCUCCGUGCGCUUUGUAAUCUCAGGCCAGAACACCCGCUCCUGUCGCAUCACUAUGGACGGUCACCCAAUCACAAAUUUCAAUGUCCUCGGUGGCUCAGAGCCUGACAACCGCUUCCUGCACCCAUCUCAAGAUGGUAUCCAUGAAAUUCGCCUCUGGAGCCGCACUUGGGAGAACAAGUGGACCGUGGAUGUUAACUUCCCUGACGCUCAAGCGGAUUCCACCCUUGCCGAUCAUUCGGACUCUAUCACUGGCCGUGUCUCUUGUAUAUGGAGUGACAUCAACACCCCCGGUCUUAUCCCUGCCCUUGACGAGUUGAGAACGUAUGCUCCUUCUUGGGUGGCUGCGACCAAGUUGACUGAUGGCCUUGUGGAGGGAUACCGGAAGUUCGAGCUGAAGCGGUCUAGCACUGGGCAAUUGCAGUGA
Penicillium verhagenii is the source of this 3012-nucleotide messenger RNA. Its product is annotated as M28 family metallopeptidase. Lineage: Eukaryota; Fungi; Ascomycota; Eurotiomycetes; Eurotiales; Aspergillaceae. Gene Ontology annotation, biological process: proteolysis. Gene Ontology annotation, molecular function: metalloexopeptidase activity. The record is from RefSeq and is a predicted model, not a curated record. The transcript has a single exon. The coding region runs from base 1 to 3012 and encodes 1003 amino acids.